Cajanus cajan (pigeon pea) is the source of this 3180-nucleotide messenger RNA. Lineage: Eukaryota; Viridiplantae; Streptophyta; Magnoliopsida; Fabales; Fabaceae. The record is from RefSeq and is a predicted model, not a curated record.
ACUCCGACGAUCAAGUCAGUGUUCGGCUUAGAGCAAUAAAUGUGCUAGUGGGAAUAGUAACGUACCUCAUUUAUGUCAUAUCACCUGUAUAUUUAUAGUGACAUGUUUGGGCCUGGUGGGCCUUCAUUCUUGGGAUGCGGGUAACACGUGAAUUAACCUUAACCCUGUCUUAAUUUGGCCUGGUGAUUAGUAUCUUAGUAGGUAUCUGGUUUGCCACGUGUUCACCAGUGUUUGAUUUGCCACGUGUUCACCAUGGGUUUUUCACUAUGCUUUCGGCUAGGCAUAAGGCCGAAGGGGUGUUCGGUCAAGCUUGGGACCGAAGAAGUGUUCGGUCAAGCUUGGGGCCGAAGGGGGUGUUCGGCCAAGCUUGGGGCCGAAGGGGUGUUCGGCCAAGCUUGGGGUCGAAAGGACGUUGUUGAGUAACUACUACUCUUUGGGUCUUUCCCAAGGGACCAGAAGAGUGUUCGGCCUAGCCUGAGGCCGAGGGGGUGUUCGACUAGGUAUGGUGCCGAGGGGGGGGAGCUGUGGUUCAUCGGUUUGGGCCCCCCUCUCGGCCUAUCGUCUGACCGAGGGGGUGCCACGUGGUAUUACUCUUCGGUUCGGGCCCCCCUCUCGGCCUAUUGUCUGACCGAGGGGGUGCUAUAUGGUGUGGCCCUCCGGUUCGGGUACCCCUCUCGGCCUAUUGCGUGACCGAAGGGGUAUCCACCGGUACACUACCCCCCCAAGCCCGAGGGUGAAAGACGAAGGGGUUUUACGAGAAAGAGGUUCGGGGAAUAUUCAGGGUUUGAAAUAUGGGGGGACGUGCACUUUCGGGAGUCGUGUCGAGUGGACAAUGACAGUUGCAUGCUACCGCCGCCUUAGGGUUUCGUGCCUUGGGGUUGUGUCGUUUGGCGUGCAGGUGCAUUUAUUAUGAGCCUCUUGGGUUGCCGUGAGUGACUUAUAUAUAAGGUGUUGAGGUGGGGCUCUUUGCCUUAUACUUUCUCUGCAUCGCCUCUAGUCUUUCUUCUCUGAGCCGAAUACUCCUAAAAGGUUGGUUUUAUUUUUUGAUCUUAGUGAUAAUGGCCACCGAAGGUGUUACAUUGUCGUCAGGGUUCUCGGCCAGCGAGGGGGGAUCGGCCCAAAAUCCGGAUGCCGAGAUAUUGGCGUUUAACGCCGAAGUAGAGACGAUUGGGGGUCUUAGUGAGUCGGGCCCCGAGCGUAGUGGGGAAUCGGGGACUUCCUCUGGGUCGGAAUUGCCCGAUGCCGAAAUGAGUCCCGGGGAUUAUAGGCAAAAAUUUCCCCCCUGUGAGGUCCCCGGGUACGACUGGGUUGAUGGUGAAGUGGCGGCCUACUUCUCCCGUUUUCAUGAGAGGGCCGCCGUGAUACGCCUUCUUAGCCUUUGCACGUUGGGCCGAUGGGAAGGUUGGGACCCUUAUCCGAUCAUGCUUCGACGAUGCCGAGCCGAAGGACCUGGGGAGCUCGAUCUGGUUUUCCUUGCGAAGCGGGAAGAGCAGGGGGAUUUCUUUUACAUGUACGAGUGUUUCUUUCGGGAGUUAGGGAUGUCGCUUCCUUUUGAUGAUUUUCAGAUGGGGGUCCUUCGUGUAUUAAACGUAGCUCCGACCCAGUUGCACCCGAACGCGUGGGCUUAUAUGCAAGCGUUUCGGGUGUUAUGUAAAUACCAUUACGUAGAGCCGACUGUAGGUUUGUUUUUGCAUUUCUUCUGUACACGUCCGUCUAAUAAGACGAUUAAGUGGUUGUCGCUAAUUCGGAACCCCGACCGACCACUGUUGACACCCUUUACGUCUUCCUUUAAGGGCUUCAAGUCAGGGUUUGUGAAGGUAAUCAUAGACCCUGUAGCCGGCAGAAAUUAUUUUUACGAUGCCGAUGGGAAGCCCCUUUUUCCUUUUUAUUGGACUCGUCAGCCUCGGAAGUACGAUGACUUCCCCGAGGAUAUGAUGACCGAUGCCGAAUUGUCGGCCUUAAGCGUUCUUAAGGGAUUGCCGAGGUGCAUCCCGUCUCGGUUUCUGGUGCUGCUUCCCAAAUCGCCUCGGCCUCGUUUUGAGUUAGAGGGUUGGAUGGCGCAGCAAGGUUUGGGCUUGUCAUACCGGCAGUUAAUGAGGAGCAGGGCUCCGGCUGGGUCCUCUGCUGAAGAUCAUCGCAGUGUCGCGAUUGAUUCCCAACCGCAAGUGAUGGAAGCUCCCCAACCGGCGCCCCCUGUUAUUGCUCUUCCCGACCCAAAAAGCAAGAGGAGGAAAGACAAAGGGAAGAGAAGAACUGACGCAGCCGGUCCGGAGGCGCCGCGGCCGAAGCAGCGCAGGGUUGAAGGGUCUUCGUCGGACUUGGCGGUCCCUUCGGCCAUUGUGGCCAAAGACUUUCUGUCUGAAGAGAUCCGGCCGUCGAGGAUGAUGUCUUCGGAUUUGCUGUCGGCUCAGGGUCACACGAUGCUUGACUCGGCCUCUCCCUCGGCUCGAUGGGCUAUGGCCUGUGAGUUACAUGUUCGGGCAACGGCCAUUUUUAGGAAGAUGGCCUUGGAGCCGAUGGGUGAUCUUCAUAACCUCCAGAAGAGUUUGGAGGAUACUAAGGCGGCCCUUCAACAGUCCCUGUCGGCACAAGAGGCGCUUUCCAACGACCAGGCCGCGUCCGAUGCUGAGAUUGCCCGCUUAAAGGGGGCGUUCGCGGAGAUGGAGGCUCGGGCCUUGGCGGCUGAGGAGGCAAGAGUCCAAGAGGCGAAAGAGGCCGCUGCUCGGGAGGAGGAAAUGAAAGCCGAGGCCGAUGCUGUUAUGGCCUCUUUUCGGGCCGAAUGCGAGGAUAAAAUUGUGAAGGAGCACGAGGAGGGGUUUUGGCACGCCGUUCGGCAGGCAACCCACUUCGGUGCUUUUCCCUCCGACUUUUCAUUUGAGUUGAGCAAGGACUUUUUCCAGGGAGAGUUCCUGGAUUUUGCCGAGGCGCCGGAUGACCUUGAGCCGGAUAAUGCGGCCCCGCCUCGAUCAGCCCCCGCCGAAGACCCUGGGACGACUUUGAACGAUGACGACGACGAGACCGAGCAGACAACCAAUGCCGAUUAGGCGGCCUUUGCUCUCGUCUUUUUGAUACAUCUGUUUUGUUGAUGAUGUAUAGGGAUAGGGUAUACUUUUUGUUCUUUUUUGAUUCCUUAGGCCGAAUGAGCCAAAUUUGAUUGUACCCCCCCGGCCGUUAGUGCCG